AAUGAUGGAUGGGUAUUGUAGGUCAAGUUAUAGAAAAUUUCCAAAAACUUUAAUAAGUGGGAUAGCAAAUAAGUCACUUGCAGGCUUAUUCACAAACCAAAGAGGUUAUUAGAGAGAAAUUAAAUCGAUGUUAUUGAAAGGUCUGCUUUUGAUACACUCAAUGACCAAACAUUUAUAUAGUAUAUCAAAAUUGACCACGUACGGUAAAAUAUGUCGUAUUUCCGGUGGUCUAGAGCCAUUGCAAAAGAAAGACAGGUAAAGUGUGGUAAAUAAAAUUGCAAUGUAAGUGUUUAUGUGGUUUCCAUUCAAUUUUCCAGUAUACUAUUGAAAAGUACUUAAGAUUGUCUAAAAUAGCUAUCGGAAUAAACAGUAAUUAUUCAAAUUGACACGCACUUCCGCUUGUAAAAACUUCUCUUGGCAUUUGGUAGCUUGAGAGAAGUAGUCGAAAAAGGGAUAUAUUUAAAAAACAAAUAAAACAUGUUAAGAAAACUGUUAGAAAAUGGAUGUCGAGCACCUGCGUUACCAACUGCUGUGAGAUCCAAUGUUCUUCGUAUUUUUCCUACAAGAAAUGUCACUAGCGAUGUGGCUCAGCAAGAAGACCCUAACUUUCAUGAAAUGACAGAAUUUUUCAUUGAGAAUGCCAGAUAUUACGUCGAAGAAAGACUGGCAAAUAGGGCAGACGGGCCAGGAAAAAGGCCAACUCCUCCAGAGCAAAAAAGACAGGCGGUGAAAGGUAUCUUAGACAUAGUCAAGCCUUGCAAUGCUGUGUUGGCAGUGAAUUUUCCAGUAAGAAAAGAUAAUGGUGCCAUUGAAGUAAUACAUGCAUAUCGUGCCCAGCACAGUCAUCACAGAGUCCCAUGUAAGGGAGGAAUUCGAUACAGUGCUGAUGUUAAUAUUGAUGAGGUACAAGCUUUGGCAACGCUGAUGACAUUCAAAUGUGCAGUGGUAGAUGUGCCGUUUGGUGGGGCUAAGGGAGGCAUUGCUAUCAACCCACACCAUUAUUCUGAUGGUGAAUUAGAAAGAAUCACAAGGCGGUUUACAGUUGAAUUGGCAAAGAAAGGAUUUAUAGGCCCAGGUUUGGAUGUUCCCGCUCCAGACAUGGGUACUGGUGAAAAAGAAAUGUCGUGGAUGGUUGACACAUAUGAUAUGACUCUUGGUCACGGUAAUAUCAAUGCAUAUGCAUGUGUCACAGGAAAGCCAAUCAGCAGGGGUGGAAUUCACGGACGUAUUUCUGCAACUGGAAGGGGUGUCUAUCAUGGCAUUGAGAAUUUUCUCAGAUCAGAAUCAUACUGCAAGAUCAUUGGAUUAUCACCCGGUUUGAAAGACAAGACAUUCAUUGUGCAAGGUUUUGGUAAUGUUGGUCUACAUUCAUGUCGCUAUCUGAACAGAUUUGGAGCAAAGUGUAUAGGUGUGAUAGAACGCGAUGGCAGCAUAUUCAAUCAAAAUGGUAUUGAUCCAAAAAAUCUAGAAGACUAUAAACUGCAACAUGGGACAAUUCUUGGCUUUCCUGGAGCACAGAUGACAACUGAAGAUUUGCUUGAAGCAGAAUGUGAUAUUUUACUCCCAGCAGCGGGAGAAAAACAAAUAACAUCAAAAAAUGCCCACAAUAUAAAAGCUAAGAUUAUUGCAGAAGGUGCCAAUGGACCAACAACUCCAGCUGCCGACAAGAUAUUAAAAAAUAAAAAUAUUUUAGUAAUACCGGAUUUAUACUUGAAUGCCGGUGGUGUGACUGUAUCUUACUUCGAAUGGUUAAAAAACUUAAACCAUGUCAGCUACGGGAGACUUACAUGGAAAUAUGAAAAGGAAAGCAAUAGUCAUUUACUAGGAAGUGUUGCUGAAAGUUUAAAGCAGGGCUUUGGUAAAGAUAUCCCAGUUCAGCCUACGGAAGCAUUUAAAGAAAGAAUAGCGGGUGCAUCAGAAAAAGACAUCGUCCAUUCAGGUUUAGAAUAUACCAUGGAAAGAUCUGCUAGGCGUAUUAUGUCUGUCGCAAAGGAAUAUGAUCUAGGCUUGGAUCUCCGUACGGCUGCCUAUAUUGUUUCUGUUGAGAAAAUAUAUGGAACUUAUGUUGCAGCAGGACUGACAUUUUAAUAACGUAUCAUUCAAGUUGCAAGCGACUAUGAUCUGGCUUUAGAUUUGAGAACUGCUGCCUACAUUCAUGGCAUAGAAAGAUUAUACAAUACAUAUGCAGCAGCUGGAUUGGUCACUUUCUAAAAGGAACAUUUUUAGUUUUGAAGUUAUUUUUAAAGAAACUGUGUUGGUGAACAACAAGGUUGUGUCAACUGAUGCACGAUAUACACCAGUCUUUUUAACAUGGUUAGCGAUAUGCUUUCCAAAAGAUGUUGUCCAAACGAAAAGGACGAGAAUUAAUGACGAUAUAGAAAUCCAUUCUUACUUCUCCACCACCAUAUUUCUGGCGAAAUUUUCUCAUCAUUUUCGUUAAAAUCCUUAUUACUUUCUGACGUAUUUAGGUUUUCUAUUUUUUCGUGAAAUAAGCAAUGAAUCACAGCACAUGGAUUUCUAUACGAUUGCUAGUUCCAGGCCUUUUCUCUCGGUCACCAAAGCUUGGUUAUAAACGCAGAUUUGUCGUGAUGCUAUUGUUGUGUAGACUGUAGACCACUCAAUAUGUUGGUAGAUUUACUGAAAGUUUUUUCUCACGAAGUAAUUAUUGUUCCUAGUUAAGAAUAUUUGAUGAUUAUUUAAGUAAGUUCAUUUAAUAGAAAAAAUACAACCUAA
Molecule: messenger RNA, 2733 nt
Organism: Xenia sp. Carnegie-2017
Lineage: Eukaryota; Metazoa; Cnidaria; Anthozoa; Malacalcyonacea; Xeniidae
Product: glutamate dehydrogenase, mitochondrial-like
Exons: 15
Coding region: 478-2088 (536 amino acids)
Biological process (GO): L-glutamate catabolic process
Cellular component (GO): mitochondrion
Molecular function (GO): L-glutamate dehydrogenase (NAD+) activity
Source: RefSeq, a predicted model, not a curated record